CAAGACCUCCGCCUAGCUAUUGUGCGCAGCUCUCCCAACUUUAUUAUAAGCAGGCAGCGAGCCGCAGCGCUGUCAAACCAGGCGACAGGCAGCAAGUAGCGGGAGAACACGCGAAACCGGGCGACAGGAUUAUUCUUCCAAGACGCACUGCCAUUUACUGCCAACUUUUGGGAGAUCUUGUUCGCGGAUACCGGAGAGAGAGCGACCCCCCGCCCCUCCCACGGCAAAAAGCAAGUGGCUCCAUCCGUGACUCCCAGCGCCCCGGUGCCGCCACCGGCAGAGCUCCAUGUAUAAAAUGGAUUACUCCUACCUGAACUCCUACGACUCGUGCAUGGCCGCCAUGGAAGCGUCGGCCUACGCGGACUUCAGCUCGUGCAGCCAGGCCAGCUCGUUCCAGUACAACCCCAUCCGCAGCGGACCCUUCUCCAACCCGGCCUGCACCCCGCUCAGCACGGCCAGCUGCACCCUGGGAGCCCUCAGAGACCACCAGCCCACGCCGUACUCGUCAGUCCCAUACAAGUUCUUCUCAGACCCUUCGGGCCUGAAUGAGAAACGGAAGCAGAGGCGCAUUCGGACCACUUUCACCAGUUCCCAGCUGAAGGAGCUGGAGAGGGUUUUUGCCGAGACCCACUACCCGGACAUUUACACCCGAGAGGAGCUGGCUCUGAAGAUUGAUCUGACAGAAGCCAGAGUACAGGUGUGGUUUCAGAACAGGCGUGCAAAGUUCCGCAAGCAGGAGCGGGCCGCCAACGCAAAAGCCAACAGCUCUGGGACGGGCAACACAAGCAGCUCCGGAGGAAAGAAAGGCGGUGAGACCAGAUCGUCAUCGGAUGACGACGAGUCCAAAGAAUCCACCUGCAGCCCCACACCCGAUAGCACGGCCUCGUUGCCGGGCUCGGCAAACGGGAACCUGGGUAGCCCCUCCAGCCUGAGCCCCAGCCCGGCUCCGGCUAAUGGAGGAUACAUCAACGCCUCCGCCUCUCCGGUUCUGCAGGGGCUCAAGGCGGCCACCUGGUCCGGCCUGGGGCCAUCCAACCCGGCCGUGGCCCAGCCCGCCGCCCAGACUCAGGAGAUUCUGAAGGCCUGGCAGCCGGCGGACAGUAUGACGGGGCCUUUUGCCGGAGUCCUGUCCUCCUUUCACAGAAAACCCAACGCCACCAUCAAGACGAACCUGUUCUGAAGCACAGACAGUGGACCGAUCGAGACACGUGUUCUUCCCCAACAGCCGGGACACGAACGACCGCUAAUCUGACCCAAACCUCACCACUCACCUCAAAAUAUGCAUUUCAUCGUGUACACUCGAAGAACACUCGGUUUUUCCUUUCGACACAUACACAUGCAAGCAUCAGAGCUCAUGAGCAUGGUGGUCAGGUACGAGUCCUAAGCAGAAGGCCAAACAUUGAGCAACUUCCUCACAACACACAGCUCCAGCACAAGGAAGAGGGGCCCCCUAAAUCCAAUUAGAAAGACCCUCGGUUCAUUCCUUCCUCCCUCCUUACUGUAACAAGUCCAGGCUGUGACCUCCCUCUGUGACCCCUGGUGCUUUCAGGCCCAUCAUGCCUUGCCUCACCAAACACUAGCCACUUUGUUCACAAAGCAGAAAGGAGAACAACUUGAGGCCACUUUGCAUCGGCCGCAGGUUCCUGCCUAAGCUCGUCUUUCUAGUACUUAUUACAGACCUGCUGGGCUUUUACUCAUUUGGGACUUUCGGGAUGAUUCUGCAGCUCUCUUGGAGGGAAGUGUCACAUGUUCUUGCUCACUU
Molecule: messenger RNA, 1762 nt
Organism: Hippocampus zosterae (dwarf seahorse)
Lineage: Eukaryota; Metazoa; Chordata; Actinopteri; Syngnathiformes; Syngnathidae
Gene: phox2a
Product: paired like homeobox 2A
Exons: 3
Coding region: 287-1180 (297 amino acids)
Biological process (GO): regulation of transcription by RNA polymerase II
Molecular function (GO): RNA polymerase II transcription regulatory region sequence-specific DNA binding; DNA-binding transcription factor activity, RNA polymerase II-specific
Source: RefSeq, a predicted model, not a curated record